Messenger RNA from Alnus glutinosa, 1690 nucleotides. Its product is annotated as transcription factor MYB97. The record is from RefSeq and is a predicted model, not a curated record. The transcript has 3 exons. The coding region runs from base 35 to 1501 and encodes 488 amino acids. NCBI's taxonomy places the organism in Eukaryota, Viridiplantae, Streptophyta, Magnoliopsida, Fagales, Betulaceae.
ACUGGAACAUCGAUCUUAGCUGUGUAAGCCAUAUAUGUUGGCAAUGACACCCAAGAGCAACAACACUACCACCGGUGGUCCACAAAGCGAUGGGUCCACGGGUUCGAGCGUGGGGACCGGAGGUGGGGCCGAGGGUGGUGGGGUGGCGCUGAAGAAGGGCCCUUGGACGGCCGUGGAGGACGCGAUCCUAACGGAGUACGUGAGGAAGCACGGUGAGGGAAACUGGAACUCGGUGCAGAGGAACACCGGCCUGGCGCGCUGCGGCAAGAGCUGCCGGCUCCGAUGGGCCAACCACCUCAGGCCCAAUCUCAAGAAGGGUGCCUUCUCUCCCGAGGAGGAGAGGCUCAUCCUUGAGCUCCACGCUAAGUACGGGAACAAAUGGGCUCGCAUGGCCGCUCAGUUACCUGGACGAACAGACAACGAAAUCAAGAACUACUGGAACACCAGGGUGAAGCGGCGCCAACGUCAAGGCCUUCCUCUCUACCCGCAAGACAUCCGACCAUCCUCCCAAUCCCAAUCGCAAUCUCAACCCACCACUCCGCCAACCCCCACAGCGCCGGGGACACCCACCACCCCAACCUCCCAAACCUUCCACUUCCACCACUCCCACCACCCUUCUUUCUCUCUCUCCCCCACCCCGCCGCCCCUCUCCCCCACCUCUCAUCAUCACCAACCCUUCUCCACACAACCCUUCACCGCCACCUCAUCCUCCUCCUCCACCUUCACCUUCCAACGCCCCACUCCCAUCCUGGGCGCCCCUUUUCGCUUCAAGCGCUACCGUGACUGCACUGGUUUCUCUCUGCCCAUUUCGCCGGCACCGCAAAGCAAUACACUGACCCAGUUGCCUGAUAUGACUUCCUUUCAGUUUCCGAUGACUUUUAGCCACAGUACUUCGCCGCAGCUUCUGAGGACCCACUUGGAACUUGAUCAAAUGGUGUCCCCGGUAUCGGCUUAUUCGGUGAAACAGGAGCUCCCUUCGAACCAAUUUUCGUCGCAUCAUCAUCCUCCGGCCGAGACCUCGGAGAUCACCAUCGAUAUGGAGGUGAAUGGGGCUGCCGGUCAGGGAGGUGGGAAUGGGUUGUUGGAGGACUUGUUGGAGGAGGCUCAGGCAUUGGCAGCGUCCAGCCACGUUUUGAGGAAACCAACUUCUUUGGAAGAGCAGAAGCGUGUGCUUGAUGGGUUUAAGCAUUGGGAGGGUUCAAGUUCCAUUCAUUGCCCUUCUGUAGUGAAAGCAGAGGAAGGAGGAGGAGUUCAGCUCAACUCCAUGCAAGAAGACUUGUCGAAGCUGCUGAAUAAUGUUAUCCCUUCCACCAUGCAGGUCCCAGAUUGGUACAGCGACAGUGGGGAAAUCUCAAACGGGCAAUCUUCAGGUGUCACAGAUGAAAAUAUGGGCAUGGACAUGCAGCAUAUAGCAGCUUCAUUGUUUCCUCUUGCCGCCACUACAGACCACGGCAGAACCCCUGGCUCCUGCUCUUGGGACAACUUGCCUGGAAUUUGCUAAGAUUGUUUGAUUUAAUAACCAUAAUAAAUAAAAGUGAAAGGCUUUAAAGUCAAUACGGGGUUUAAUUUCUUGUUUGAUCUUUCUUUUUUGUCUCUGGGUUUCGACGGGGUUUGUUUUUUAUAGUUAUUGUUUCUUUCAUUCUUCUGAGCAUAAAAACAUGGCAGAAUUAUAAAUUAUAAAUUAUCAUUU